Messenger RNA from Mya arenaria, 4469 nucleotides. RefSeq names its product intraflagellar transport protein 122 homolog. Gene Ontology annotation, biological process: intraciliary retrograde transport; non-motile cilium assembly; protein localization to cilium. The transcript has 28 exons. NCBI's taxonomy places the organism in Eukaryota, Metazoa, Mollusca, Bivalvia, Myida, Myidae. Bases 29 to 3598 code for a protein of 1189 amino acids. Gene Ontology annotation, cellular component: non-motile cilium; intraciliary transport particle A. The record is from RefSeq and is a predicted model, not a curated record. Gene Ontology annotation, molecular function: protein binding.
UAGAGGACAUUCCAAAGCUUCAUUGGAGAUGAGAGCUGUACCAACUUGGGUGGACAAAGUCCAUGAUAGGGACAAGCAGGAGCAGUGCAUCUGGGACCUGUGCUUUAAACCUGAUGGAAGUCAAUUGAUUGUAGCAGCUGGCAAUAGAGUGUUGGUAUACGACACAAAUGAUGGGACACUCAUACAGCCACUGAAAGGUCACAAGGAGGCUGUACACUGUGUAUGCUAUGCGAAGGAUGGAAAACGGUUUGCCUCGGGCUCAGCUGACAAAAGUGUCAUCAUCUGGACCAGCAAACUUGAAGGCAUUUUGAAAUACACGCAUAAUGAUGCUAUCCAGUGUAUGUGCUAUAAUCCAGUCACCCAUGCUCUGGCAAGUUGUGCUGUUACAGAUUUUGGGUUAUGGUCCCCGGAGCAGAAAUCAGUGUCGAAACACAAAGUGAGCAGCCGUGUGACAUGCUGUAGUUGGACCAAUGAUGGACAAUACCUUGCCCUGGGACUCUACAAUGGCCUUAUAUCCAUCAGAAACAAGAAUGGAGAGGAGAAGGUAAAGAUAGAGCGACCAGGAGCCAAUAUUUCACCCAUCUGGUCCUUGCAGUGGAACCCAUCCAAAGAUGAAGCAUAUGAUGUUCUGUCAGUUGCGGACUGGGGGCAAAGGCUUUCUUUCUACCAGCUCUCUGGGAAACAGAUUGGGAAGGACCGUCAGCUUGGAUAUGACCCAUGUUUCGUGAAGUGGUUUUCCCGUGGGGAGUAUGUGGUUGUGGGCGGGGCCAACAAGCAGUGUAACCUUCACACAAAGGAAGGGGUCAAACUGGGGACAAUUGGGGACCAGCAGUCAUGGGUGUGGACAGCUGCCAUCAAACCUGACUCCAACUACGUGGCGGUUGGAUGCCAGGAUGGUACAAUAGCGUACUACCAGCUGAUAUUCAGCACCGUACAUGGUCUGUACAAGGACAGAUACGCUUACAGGGACAACAUGACAGAUGUCAUUAUACAGCAUCUCAUCACAGAUCAGAAAGUGAGAAUUAAAUGCCGAGAUCUGGUGAAGAAAAUAGCUAUAUACAGGCACAGAUUGGCAGUUCAGCUCCCAGACAAGAUAGUUGUAUACGAGCUGUACUCAGACGAUGCUGCUGACAUGCACUAUCGCGUCAAGGACAAAAUCAACAGGAAGUUUGAGUGUAACCUGCUUGUUGUCUGCUCCACAAACAUAAUACUGUGUCAGGAUAAGCGUCUACAGUGUUUCACAUUCCAAGGUGUUAAGGAGAAAGAGUGGAUAAUGGAGUCCCUCAUCCGCUACAUCAAGGUCAUCGGUGGGCCUCAGGGACGGGAGGGUCUCCUUGUUGGACUAAAAAAUGGACAGAUCUUAAAGUUGUUUGUGGACAACCCAUUCCCCAUCGCACUACUGAAGCAGAGCACAUCUGUCCGCUGUCUCGACAUGAGUGCUAGUCGGAACCGUCUCGCCGUUGUGGACGAACACAACACCUGUCUCGUGUAUGAUAUCAACACAAAGGAACUACUGUUUCAGGAGCCGAAUGCUAACAGUGUAGCAUGGAAUACCCACUACGAGGACAUGCUGUGUUUCUCUGGUAAUGGCCUGCUCAACAUCAAGGCCAGCAACUUUCCCGUACACCAGCAGAAACUACAGGGUUUUGUGGUUGGGUUUAGUGGGUCCAAGAUUUUCUGUCUGCACAUCUACUCCAUGUCAGCAGUGGAUGUUCCCCAGUCGGCACCCAUGUACCAGUAUCUCGAGAAAAAACUCUUCAAGGAUGCAUACAGGGUGGCAUGUCUAGGGGUCACAGAUGGGGACUGGGAAGCCCUAGCACAUGAGGCUCUAGAGGGGCUUGACUUUGACACUGCAAAGAAGGCAUUCAUACGCAUUAGGGACCUUCGAUAUCUGGAGCUUAUACACAACAUUGAGGAACGUAAGAAGCGCGGUGAGACAGACAACAUGGUGUUUCUGGGUGAUGUGUACGGAUACCAGGGCAAGUUCCACGAGGCAGCCAAGCUCUACAAGAAGUCCGGCCAGGAACACAAGGCCAUGAACAUGUACACAGAUCUCCGCAUGUUCGACUAUGCAAAGGAGUUCAUAGGUUCCGGUGAUCCAAUGGACAAAAAGAUGUUGAUAACAAAGCAAGCAGACUGGGCCAAGAGCAGUAAUGAGCCCAAGGCUGCUGCGGAGAUGUACAUCAGUGCUGGGGAGUUUGUCAAGGCCAUCGAGAUAAUUGGCGAUCAUGGAUGGGCGGAAAUGUUGAUUGACCUUGCCCGUAAGCUAGACAAGGCUGACCGUGAAUCUCUUUCCCGCUGUGCCCACCACCUGGCACGCUUAGAGCAGUAUGGCUAUGCAGCUGAAGUCUACAGCAAGAUGGGAGACCACAAGGCCCUUAUAAUGCUACAUGUGGACGCUAAACAUUGGGAGGAUGCAUUCACGUUGGUGGAGAAGCACCAGGAGUACCGUGAGGAGGUGUACGUGCCUUACGCCCAGUGGCUCGCAGAAAAUGACCGCUUUGAGGAGGCACAGCAAGCGUUCCACAAGGCCGGUCUGCAGGCAGAGGCAGUGAAGGUAUUGGAGCAGCUCACCCACAACGCUGUCAUUGAGAGUCGCUUUAAUGACGCUGGGUACUACUUCUGGAAACUAUCCAUACAGUGUCUGGACAUUGCCAGAGAUGAGCCAGACAAGAUGGAGGAGAUGUUGCCCAAGUUCUACGACUUCCAGCGUAAAGCUGACAUGUACUAUGCCUACCAUUCCAUACAGAGAUACACAGACGAGCCGUUCACGUCACACCUGCCUGAAGCCUUGUUCAACAUUUCCCGGUACCUGCUUCACCAGAUGAACAAUGAUAUACCACAUGGAAUCUCUAAGGCUGGCACUCUGUAUGCUCUAGCUAAGCAGAGUAAAAAUCUGGGAGCCUUCAAGCUAGCACGGUUUGCAUACGACAAGCUGCAAGCUGCGAAGGUACCAGGAAGGUUUCAGGAGGCAGUUGACCUUGGCUCCAUACAGAUACGAUCCAAACCAUUCCUGGAUGGCGAGGAGUUGUUGCCGAUGUGUUACCGGUGUUCUACAACCAACCCUCUCCUCAACCCCGGAGGCGGCAAAUGUGUCAACUGUUCACAACCCUUCGUAAACUCAUUUGUUUCUUUUGAGGUUCUUCCCCUGGUGGAGUUUGUAUUGGAAGACGGGAUCACAGAUGAGGAAGCUAUAACCAUCCUCGACCUGUCUGUGCCUAUCAAAAAGGACGAGGAUCGCAAGUGGAAUGAGUCUCGUGCUGGCAACAUGCAGUCCCUGAGACUGGGAGAUGAACCCGAGGAUGAGGAGGAACAGGAGGACCCCUUCUCCAACAAACUCCUGACAUUUGAUCAAGGAGACACAGAAUUCCGUCCAGUGAUAGUGAACCGUAACGUGCUGAAGACAUUGUCACGUGCGGAUGUGUACAUCAGGAAGUGGCCCCGCCCCCUGCGACACCAAUAUUUCCGCUCACUUCUCCCAGAUGUCUCAAUAACUAUGUGUCCAUGUUGUCAGAAGUUGUUCCACACUGAUGACUUUGAGCUGCAGUACCUGCAAAAUGGCCACUGUCCUUUCUGUCGCCACAAACAGGAGAGCUGAGCAAAGAAUACCCGAUAAAACCUAAGGAUACCUACAUUAGAGAUGUCGCAAACUCUACAUGGAUGCAAUCCACCUUGAAUUCUAACUUUUAUUUUGACAUUUUAUCAAACCAAGGAAAAGUUGAGUGGAAAACGAAAAAAAAGUUAAUAAAUUACAUUUCAGCUUACAUAUUGACAGUCAAUUGGUAGCAAAUACCUUGAAAUGGUAUAAAGUUCGUUUUGAAAUUAGGCCCCUAGUAACAAAUCUGUAUGCUUUUUUUCAUAUUGGAAAAAGCUGUUGUUAAAUGCAUGUAUGUGUUAUCGUCAAGAAGCAGUGUUGAUGCAAUUCAAUUGUGAUUCUAAAUGAAUUCUCGAGUUUGGAAAUAGUGUUCCAUGAUAACAAUUACCAUAGUCUAGAUCUGAUUUAUUUCGUUUAUAAAAUUGAAUGAAGCUAUGAAGAAAAUCCAAGUGUUUAACUGUUCCAUAUUUCCGUCCUUAUAUGUACACAUAUCAGAAACAGGUUGUGCUUUGUUGCCUGGGUAUUCAUGUGUUCUCCACAUUCUACAGUUUAAAUCUGAUUCUGUUAUUUUGUUUAUGAAAUAAUUUCUUUGUGUUAUUAUAGCAAGUCAUGAUGCUUUAAAAUUCACUGCAUAAAUAUUAUUUAAGGGAAUUGAAAUCACUAUUUUAAAACAUUGAAUCCUAUGAGUCUAGUGUUGUCUCCAAAACGAUUCAGUGCUUAUUUUGGAGUUACAUGUGAUAAUAAUCUGUGUUGUAGAUAAUAUUACGACCGAUAAUUUGUUAAUGAUGAUUGAUUUUAUUGUAAAUAUGAGAUAACAUAUUUAUUUUUCAUUAUAUCUUUUUUCACUUGUGAUUUUGUAAUAAAAAAAUGAACU